ACCAAUGGAGGAAGAACUGUAAAACAGUCUUACUCAUUUCAGUUUUUAGGGUUCCGACUAGGUAUUGAGGUUUUUAGAUAGGAAAAAUGAAUUCAUUGAAGCUGAAUCAUUGUUCGUUUUUAUCAACACCGUUACUUCCUUCUUGUUCAUCUUCAUCUUCAUCUGCUUCGUUCAUAAGAUUUCCACUAAUCAAUAACAAUAAAGGAAGAAUUUUUAUAACAAAAUCUCAAGCUGCUGAUGAUAAUAGUAAAACCAGCCCAGUCAAUGGAGAUACAAUACCUACCAAUGGAACCACGCCAAAGAGUAGAAGGGAUAUAUUGCUUGAGUAUGUAAAAAAUGUACAGCCAGAAUUCAUGGAAUUAUUUGUUAAAAGAGCACCACAACAGGUAGUUGAAGCAAUGAGACAGACUGUUACAAAUAUGAUUGGAACACUUCCUCCUCAAUUCUUUGCUGUCACUGUUACAACUGUUGCAGAAAAUCUUGCUCAGCUUAUGUACAGUGUUUUAAUGACUGGUUACAUGUUUAGAAAUGCUCAAUAUCGCAUGGAAUUGCAGCAGAGUUUAGAACAAGUUGCACUUCCUGAUGGUCAAGAUAAAAAGGAUACACCAGAUUAUGCGCCUGGGACACAGAAAAAUGUGACUGGUGAAGUUAUCAGGUGGAGCAAUAUUUCUGGUCCGGAGAAAAUAGACGCAGUGAAGUACAUAGAAAUACUAGAGGCUGAAGUUGAGGAAUUGAAUCGUCAAGUAGGAAGAAAGUCCUUUAGUGGACAAAAUGCGCUAUUGGAUUACCUGAAAUCCCUCGAACCACAAAAUCUUAAGGAGUUGUCGAGUAAUGCUGGCGAGGAUGUCGUAGUGGCUAUGAACACUUUUAUAAAACGUCUCUUAGCAGUUUCAGAUCCUGCCCAAAUGAAGAUAGCAGCAACUGAGACGAGUGCACCAGAACUUGCCAAGCUGCUCUACUGGUUGAUGGUGGUCGGCUACAGUAUACGCAACAUCGAGGUGCGAUUUGACAUGGAGAGAGUACUUGGUACUUCUCCAAAGCUAGCUGAGUUACCACCGGGAGAAAACAUCUAGACAGUCAAUUAACGAUAUUAAUUCAAAGAGCAUUCACUUUUCAAGACAGCAUAAACACUUCUUAUACAACCAGGGAGGUUACAUAUCAAAUAUUAGAAAAUAGUGAGUUUGUGUGGUGUAUCCCAAUCUAGUCAAUGACAAAAAUUGCCGCUGCUGUCAGGGAUGGGUUGCCAUUUCUCACCAAAUUUUAUGCUUUGAAUCCCUGGGGAUAGAGCAAUUCCUUUUUUUUGAUUUCAAGUUAGUCAAAACAAACUUUUCCAUAUACUGCCUAUUUUUUGUAAUUGGUUAAGAAUGUAAGAUUAAGUGGUGAUCUUUUCUUAGAAUAGUGAAGUUGUGCAUUUUCAGUGAUUGAUCUA
Messenger RNA from Papaver somniferum (opium poppy), 1429 nucleotides. RefSeq lists its product as uncharacterized. The coding region runs from base 87 to 1073 and encodes 328 amino acids. The record is from RefSeq and is a predicted model, not a curated record. The transcript is spliced from 6 exons. NCBI's taxonomy places the organism in Eukaryota, Viridiplantae, Streptophyta, Magnoliopsida, Ranunculales, Papaveraceae.